This is a messenger RNA of Saccostrea echinata, 2237 nucleotides long. RefSeq names its product ectonucleotide pyrophosphatase/phosphodiesterase family member 5-like. The transcript is spliced from 3 exons. Bases 418 to 1722 code for a protein of 434 amino acids. Lineage: Eukaryota; Metazoa; Mollusca; Bivalvia; Ostreida; Ostreidae. The record is from RefSeq and is a predicted model, not a curated record.
GUAAAUGGUUAAUGUAGCGGUUUGCUAAGAGGAAAAUGACCAGGUAUAUUAAUAAGACUAGCCAUUAAUACUGGGCAGGCGUUUGAACCAAUGUCUGUUUAUAUCGGAUGGAAAACAUUAAUCCAGAAGUGAGAACAUUAAUAAUGGGGAUACACAGAGGAGGUUUUGGUGUAUUGUUGAUGGAGUCAUAUAGAUUGUUUAUAAAUGUUUAUUUAGGUAGUUGUGUUUCAUGAGAAGGGGGCACAUGGUAUUGAAAAACUGCGAUCAGUGAGACGGAUAUACAUAACACAAUAUGAGAUCAGAAACUGUUACAGGGAAGUGAUUUGGAAGGUUUAGUCAUUGUGAUAACAAUCCGUGGGACGAUCAGUGUAUAGCUCGCUUUCUUGGAACUCGUGUCCCCAUCCGCGGACUGGAAUCAUGCAUUUACCUACCCUGGGUAUGACUUCACUUGUGUUAAGUUUUCUGGUCCUAGCAGCAGUGGGUGUAGCGGCGCGCCGCAACAAGGUCCUUCUUGUGUCAAUGGACGGGUUCCGAUGGGAUUACGUGAAAACUAUCUCCACCCCUAAUCUAGACCGCCUAGCGGGUCUGGGGACACGGGCAGAGUACAUCAACAACACAUUCUGUACAAAGACAUUCCCCAGUCACUACAGUGUGGCCACAGGUUUAUACGAGGAAAGUCAUGGAAUUAUAGGAAAUGUGAUGUACGAUCCUGAAUUUAAUGAAACUUUUUCUCCCAGAACCCGUGAGUCAAAAUGGUGGAAUGAUGGCGAGCCAAUCUGGAUCACAGCGGUAAGAAACGGAUUAAAAAGCGCCACCUAUUUCUGGCCAGGAAGUGAGGUAAAAAUUCGUGGCCUAAGGCCAACAAAGUAUAAGAAUUAUUCCAGUGUAGAUGUCCGGAAACAGAUUGACAACGUCACUGAUUGGCUGAAGGGCGACAUUGACAUUGCUGUUAUGUACACCCCACAACCUGACAAAGCGGGGCACAAAUUUGGACCAAAUUCACGGGAACUAAGGGAAAAAGUACAGGAAAUGGACAGCGCUGUGGGAUAUCUUCUCGAUAUGCUAGAAGAGAAGGAACUUACGUCUGUAGUGAACCUCGUUUUGACCAGCGAUCACGGCAUGACAGAAAUAGAUUUUCAAAAAAAAAGAAUAGAAAUUGCAUCAUUAGUUAAUCUUAGCGACAUUGUCAGAAAAUCCGACAAAGGGCCACUUAUGCAUAUCACUCCAGUGGAGGGAAAGCUAGAAUCUGUAUACCAAGCUCUCAGCAAGAGUGAUAAAAUGACUGUGUACAAGAAAGAGGAUAUACCCGAAUACUGGCACUAUAAAAACAAUAGGCGGGUAAUGCCUAUUCUUUGUGUGGCAGACGAAGGGUGGUCGAUAUUAUGGGAUAAAGAUGACCUGAUUAAUAAGACUGAUCGGGGAAAUCAUGGAUAUGAUAAUCGACUGACAUCAAUGAAACCUCUGUUCUUCGCUGCCGGACCGGACAUCCGAAAAAACCACACCUGUCAGCCCUUUCUGUCUGUAGAUAUAUACUCACUUCUAUGCACUCUUCUGGAAAUCAAUCCCGCGCUAAACAACGGAAGUUUGGAACGCGUGCGCAACUUUAUUGUAAAACCUAAACCACGAACAGCAAAUCUCACUAACAAUGGCACAUAUAUGUUUCCCAGUGCAGUACUCUUGUCAUUGACAUUGUUUGUUUUCCUAGUAUUUGACUUUUUAUAGCAAUAGCGAAGAUAUUAAAACUUGACACUCUAGGAUGUUUUUUUUUUUUUUUCACUUUCUUCAUGUUUAAAAGGCAAAGUUUAAAACCAGGUACUGUAUUGUAGAUUUGAAUUGUAGAAAAAAAGCUUGGAAUUGUUUCUGUAACAUUUUAGAGUGCCUCUAAAAUCUGUGACACUUAUCAUGAAUGCCCACUACUUCAAUGAUUGGAGUAGGGUUUACAUAUAGCAUGAAUGUCUUUCGGAUCCCUUUUACUCACUGUUUAGUAAAUUUCUUAAUGUGUUAAAACUUUUCAUGCAUUGAGUAGGGAACGAUGUAGGAGGUCUAAUAUAGUAUAUACAUUAAUAUAACAAACAACCCCGUAUACUAUUAAUAAACAAAAAAAAUUCAAUUCUUUUUUUUUCAUGCAAGAUUUUUAUUUCUUGUUAAUCUUUAUAAUAAUUUAGUUUUUGUAGAUUUUUACUUUGGUCUUAUUUUUAUCAACUAAGGUUUGCAUGAUAUGACAAUUUGCCAUUGGU